CUGGGAAUGUCCCUGGAAAGCCCGGCCCUCACCGGAGGCUGCGUCCCCAAGGCCAGAGGAUGGGGAUCCCUUUCCCUCUGCCUUUUCCCCUUAAACGACACUUCCGCGUGUAACUGGAGACAAGUUAGGGAAGAAAAAAAGAGGAAGGGAAAAAAAAAAAAAAAAAAAGGGAAAAAUAGCGCAGUUAUUCCCGCCUCCGCCGCCUCCUCCUCCUCCCUCUCCUCCCCGGCCAGCCAGGAGCCACGUCACCGUCACCCAGCGCUGGCUUCGGGGCUGCUCAGCAGGCUCGGCCGGGGGCUCUCCAAGGGACAAACCCCAACUUUCUGCCUGGAGCAGGGAGAGGAAGGCCCUGGGCAGGGGGAAGAGAGAAAAUCCACCUUGAGGGGAAAAGUAAGCAAGGGAGACAUCCAGCUUGGGCGUCUGGCAGCGGAAAGGCGCUCGCGGCCAGGAGAGAGAGGAGCCUGAACUUUUCUCCGCCAGAAGAGAGGGCUCCGUACUGAGGGAAAAAGGAAAGUUGAGCCGGAGGAGAGCGUUUGCUCGGCUGAAGCUUGGGGGGAAAAAGCCUCCCUGCCUUCGCCCACCCCGCCUGCAGAAAGUGCUCCACUCCCUUCACCUCGGAGGAGCCCCCCCCGGCGCCAUGAACAUCUUCCGCAUCCUGGGGGACAUCUCCCACUUGCUGGCCAUCAUCAUCCUCCUGGUGAAGAUCCACAAGUCCAAGUCCUGCGCCGGUAUCUCUGGGAAGAGUCAGAUUCUUUUCGCCCUCGUCUUCACAACCCGCUAUCUGGACCUGUUCACCACCUUCAUCUCUGCCUAUAACACCGUGAUGAAGGUCAUUUUUUUGAUAUGUGCCUACGUCACCGUGUACAUGAUCUACGUGAAAUUCCGGAAAACCUUUGACAGCGAGAAUGACUCCUUUCGCCUCGAGUUCCUGCUGGUCCCCGUCACAGGGCUGUCGUUUCUGGAGAACCACAGCUUCACCCCCUUGGAGAUACUCUGGACCUUCUCCAUCUACCUGGAGUCCGUGGCUAUCCUUCCUCAGCUCUUCAUGAUCAGCAAGACGGGGGAAGCAGAGACCAUCACGACCCACUACCUUUUCUUCCUGGGCCUCUACCGCGCCCUCUACAUUGCCAACUGGGUCUGGCGCUACUACACCGAGAACUUCUACGACCAGAUCGCUGUAGUUUCCGGGGUGGUACAAACCAUCUUCUACUGCGACUUCUUCUAUCUCUACGUUACCAAAGUCCUAAAAGGAAAGAAGCUAAGUCUUCCCAUGCCUGUUUGAAGACAUUUCCACAGACAACGCAAGAAAUUCUGAAGAUGAAGCUCUUAAGAUCACAGCUUUCCUUUCCUGGCCCUUUUUGACCAACGGAUGGCUCAGACGAGUUUCAUUCCUGUGCCAGGAAGACAGUGAGGCCCGGGAAGCUGGUGCGCCUUUCAUCUGUACAAGACCUUCCCUCUUUUUAUUUUUUUUUUGUUUUGUUUCUUCUUACUUGAAUUUGGUGCUAGUAAGUAGUGCUGGCCAAUACUGAAGUAGUGCAAAAUAUUUUCUCCCAGCUCUUCCCAGCAUCUACCUCCAAAACACACCUCCUCCACCUUGACCCUAAGAUAGCACAAGGAGUGUAAGGGAAACUGUCACUACCUUUAGUCCUUCGGUCCUUUAACGAGUGCCGGUGGUUAAGGGAACAUGGGACUAUUAAGUCUGGUAACACACACAAAGGCCACUGACCCAUUUCACACACGGCCACAUCUGGCACAGCAGACGCUACAAAUUAUUACUUUAACUCUGUAUAAACUAAUAUCCUCCUGAAAGUUAACUCUGCCUGACUCCCAUUCUAUUCAAGUCCCAUAACAUUUGGGAAAAAUACAUUCCCUUCCAAUGACAUGAAUCUUCCAAUUCCACAGGUAUUCAAACAUCCUUCCCCCCCUACUUUCAGUGACAGCAGUUCCUCCUACUCUACA
Molecule: messenger RNA, 1959 nt
Organism: Chroicocephalus ridibundus (black-headed gull)
Lineage: Eukaryota; Metazoa; Chordata; Aves; Charadriiformes; Laridae
Gene: KDELR3
Product: KDEL endoplasmic reticulum protein retention receptor 3
Exons: 5
Coding region: 638-1282 (214 amino acids)
Biological process (GO): protein retention in ER lumen; endoplasmic reticulum to Golgi vesicle-mediated transport
Cellular component (GO): membrane; cis-Golgi network; endoplasmic reticulum
Molecular function (GO): ER lumen protein retrieval receptor activity
Source: RefSeq, a predicted model, not a curated record